AGGAUGAUCAAUCAUCAAUGAUCACGUUAUACAAAUCUAGUCAGCCGUAAUAGCUGGUAGUUUACUGUGCGGGCAUCCCCAUAAAAUAUUUUUUCUUCCCGUGCAUAUUUAUAUUUAUAUAUCGCCAAAUUCUUUAACUAAAAAUCCAAAGUCUUCUUCUUGGAAACUCGCUGCCACCCCCAUCGGAUCUAUUCCUCCCCUAAGGCCGCACGACACACGAAGCUAUUCCAAUGGUUCGUAUGCACUCCACACAGCAAACAGCUAAAACUCCACGUGUCUUCUUGUCACUGCUUCGCUCCAUUGAUAAACAAAUAAAACACCACCAAGCAGAAUCGGCAUACAAUCCGCCACAGAAAUACCCUGCUACUGCUACCCCACAUGUCCUCACAUGGUAUAGCUCGCAGUACUCCACCUCCUCUACCUCUUCUACCUCUUCUAUCCCCACCUCCUCCUCUCCCCUAACCAGUGAAUCAAUGUCACCGACAGCCUCUUCCCUCCUCUCCUCUCUCCUCCUUCUCACUUCCCUCUUCUACCUCGCCGGCAAUGCUAAUGCCCAGGUGAGCUCCGGCAGCCUCCAUCUCAUCGCCGACGCCAUCGACUGGCCCGUCGCCGCCUCCGCCUUCUCGAGCUCAUUCGGCUCCGAUCCCGACGAUGACCUCAUCCGAGACGCCGACGAAAGCGGAAUCCCGCGGCGAUCGCUCUUCUGGCACCGGCGAAAUCUGGCCGACUACUACAUCUCUUACGGUGCCCUAUCGGCGAAUCGCGUCCCGUGCCCGCCGCGCUCCGGCCGAUCCUACUACACCCACAACUGCCACCGUGCGAGAGGUCCCGUUUACCCUUACUCUCGCGGAUGCAACUCCAUUACGCUUUGUCGCAGGUGAUUCCAUAACUCUCGGUCUGUAUUUUUGGUCCGAUUUGGUGGUGUUUAGAUUUCUGUUGGGAAUGUGGGUUGUGUAGAAGAAUCUGUGUGUGUUGAUUUGGGAACUCGGGGGUGGUAGGAUUGGAUGCUUGUGGGGUGAAAGCUUGUGUGUUGUCUUCUUAUUGGAAUGUGUUGACUGUUCAGUUCUUCUUCUA
This is a messenger RNA of Phalaenopsis equestris, 1074 nucleotides long. RefSeq names its product protein RALF-like 34. Bases 231 to 881 code for a protein of 216 amino acids. The transcript has 2 exons. The record is from RefSeq and is a predicted model, not a curated record. NCBI's taxonomy places the organism in Eukaryota, Viridiplantae, Streptophyta, Magnoliopsida, Asparagales, Orchidaceae.